AAGACAUUAUCAUUGAAUAGAGUGUUGAGUACGACAUCUGUCGUCAGUUUGUAUGCAUUGAGUGAAUCAGCAUUUCUGUGACACUUAAGAAAAGACAUCAAUUUAUUGAUUCAUUUAUUUGUUUUCACUUAUUUAUAUCGGCUUUUAUACGGCAGACACAUGUCCUCAUCAUCGGUGGCUACGAGACGUAUGGAUGUCGGCGAAUAUCUGCGACAACAACAGCAGUUGGCGGCCAAUACGGGUCUGAUUGAGUGGUGGACAACGUUUGAAGAGUUGUAUACCAAACGAUUGUGGCAUCAAUUGACUCAAAAGGUGUACGAAUUUGUCCGUACGGUUCCUCACCCGAACCUAUUGGACUUUUACGAGAAUUUUAUCGCCGACUUUGAGACCAAAAUCAAUGGCCUGACGCUCAUCGAGACCUGCGUUUAUAUUGUCAACCAAUUGCCGUCACACGAGUCGCGUGUCGUCUUUCUUAACAAACUGAGCGAAAAAGUUAAGGCCAACAGAGAGGCCGCUAUCCUCUGUAAUAUACUAUUGGGACAAUCGAUGCUCGAAGCGAAAGACCUGAAGGGUAUCAAAGAUUUACUCGAAACGACUAACGAAUUAAUUGAAGCCGAGACCGGUGUGACUGCCGUUCAUUCGCGAUACUAUCGAUUGUCGAGUGAAUACCAUAAGUUGGUCGGCAAUCACUGCGAGUACUAUAGAGAUGCGCUCCGAUACUUGGGUUGUCAGACCAGUACAGACGUUGAAGACGCCGACACUCAGGCACAGCGAGCCUUCACUCUAGCAUUAGCUGCUAUUUUAGGCGAUAAUAUCUACAACUUCGGUGAACUUCUUCAGCAUCCGAUUGUUAACACAUUAAGACCAGAACAUAGAUAUAUGAAAGACUUAUUGUUAGCCUUUAAUAGCGGAGAUUUGACUAAAUAUGAAGCUCUGCGAACUCAAUGGUUACAACAACCAGACUUAGCCCAACACGAGCUUCAAAUGAGACAAAAGAUAUGUUUAUUAUCUUUGAUGGAAAUGACAUUUAAUAGCACUAACGGUAUUAUCAAGUUUGAUGAGAUCGCCAAACAAACUCGUAUACCGAUCAACGAAAUUGAGUUAUUAGUAAUGAAAGCGCUAUCACUUGGACUGGUCAGAGGUAGUAUAGAUGAAGUCGAGAAAACUGUCCACUUGUCAUGGGUUCAGCCCCGAGUGCUCGACAAAAAACAAAUCGAAAAUAUGAAGAAAAAACUCGACAUUUGGUUCAAAGAUAUCGAUAACAUCGAGAAGUUACUCGAAAAGAGAGCACAAGAGAUCAUCAAUUAAUUUGUCGCAGUUUUUGAUGUUAUGAUCACACGAUAUAUACUCUACAGUAUAUGUGACAAACAUUGGACUUAUUUUUAGUUUAUAUAACACUAUUUAAAUAAUUACCAAAACUUAUUCUCACUAAUAAUAAUAAUAUUUAAUAAAAUUUUGUAAAAAAAAUAUUUUUGAUUAUUUG
This is a messenger RNA of Oppia nitens, 1483 nucleotides long. It is a transcript of the gene Rpn9, whose product is annotated as 26S proteasome non-ATPase regulatory subunit 13-like. The coding region runs from base 160 to 1308 and encodes 382 amino acids. Gene Ontology annotation, cellular component: nucleus; proteasome regulatory particle, lid subcomplex; cytosol. The record is from RefSeq and is a predicted model, not a curated record. Gene Ontology annotation, biological process: ubiquitin-dependent protein catabolic process. Lineage: Eukaryota; Metazoa; Arthropoda; Arachnida; Sarcoptiformes; Oppiidae. The transcript has a single exon. Gene Ontology annotation, molecular function: structural molecule activity.